AUGGAGCUGAGUGAGCUUGAGGAGCAGCUGCUCCGCUGUGCUAAAGAGGGCAAGUGUUCCCCUAUCCAGAGACUUCUGCAGCUGAGGGUUGGCCAAGACCACCGUGUCAACAUCAACUGCAGAGGCAAGUGAAAUUUCAGUGGAGGAUGGACGCCCCUCCAUUUGGCCUGCUAUUUUGGCCACAAGGAUGUUGUGGAGGAGUUACUAAAGGCUGGUGCUGAUGUAAAUUUGCAGGAUGACACUGGCGACACCCCUCUUCACAAAGCCGCCUCCACUGAAAAAAAGGAUGUUGUUCUGUUGCUGCUGCGAUACGACGCCUGCUCCAACAUAAUCAAUGGAACAGCCCAAAUCCCCAAAGACAUCACAGAGGAUGAUGAGAUCAGCACCAUGCUUGAGGCUGCAGCGAGAAGAGAGGCGAGACGUCAGGAGGAGAAGCUUCUGGGAGCAGCCAGAGAGGGAGACAUCUCCACCCUGUCCAAGCUGCUCAACGGGAAAAACGGUCCUGAUAUACACUGCAGGGAUUUGGUGGGUAAUACGCCCUUACACUGUGCGGCCUACAGGGGGCAGAAGCAGUGUGUUGUAAAACUGCUCAAGUCUGGAGCCAACCCCAGCAUCAAAAACAAGAAUGAGAAGACAGUGUUUGACCUGGCUGGUGAUGAACUGGGACAGAUUCUGGACGAGUGGCAAAAAAAAGAUAAGAGCAAUGCACUACAUAAGUUUGAAGGUCCUCUUUGGAAGCGUUCACGAUUUCUUGGCUGGCGCUCCCACUGGAUUGUUAUUGAGGAUGGAACUCUAUCCUGGUAUCCAAGACAAACUGAUGCACUGGCUGGCGUCAGGAAGCAGGGCUUCAAAUCUCUAACAAAAGCUUAUUACAUGAUCAAAUCAUGGGAUAAUUGCUUCUUCUCUCUCAAGUGCUUUGAUGACUCCGUCCAUCACUUUAAAGUCUCUUCGACGACUGACGCAGUGGCAACAAGAAAAAGAUGGCUGGAGGCUGUGGAGGAACAUUCGGCGUACAGCACCCACCAUUGUGCUCAGGAGCAGAUGCUAGAUGAUGAAGAGAGGGAUGAAAGCUGUUUGGCAGUGGGGAACCUGACACAGGCCCUUCAGACUGCCAAUGCCUGCCAACAGAAACUGGAGUGUGAAGUGUCCAUUUUUCUAUCAAUGGUAAAGAACGAGGAGAAUCAUGCACUAGCUGCUGCUCUUCUGCUGAAAGCCAAAGAGACCAGUGAACUCUCCAGUGAGACCUGCACCGCCCUCCAACGCUGCCUUGGACUGUUGUCCAAACAGGAGGAGGUGUGGAGCCUGAAGCUAGAGCAGGAGGCUGAGAAGAACAAGGCUUUAACGGAAGCCCUGCACACCUUGGCAACUGAGCACCACGAACUUGAGCAACGCCUCUGUAAGGGCGGGAGGUCCCCCACCCUCAACGAGGAUGACUUCUAUGACGCCGUGUCAGAGUCCGAGUCCGAGCUCUCUGUGAGUGGCUUUCUGUCCGUGGCCAGCCACUCCUGCGAAGAGGACGAGGGGAGAGACACCCCCCGCUUCAUCAGCUUCCACCAUCCCGACGCCCUCAGGGAGCCGACCAGAAUGUCUGGGGACGGGAACCAUGGCAACCAACCUGCCCAGUGCAACGGAUACAAGAAGCACAGGACAGCUCUGCCGGCUCCCAUGUUCGCCAGGAAUGACAUCAGCAUCUGGAGUAUCCUGAAGAAAUGCAUUGGCAUGGAACUGUCGAAGAUCGCGAUGCCUGUGAUAUUUAAUGAGCCCCUGAGCUUCCUGCAGCGCCUCACGGAGUACAUGGAGCACACCUACCUCAUUCACCAAGCCAAUGCCUCCACAGACUCUGUGGAGAGGAUGAAGUGUGUAGCAGCGUUUGCCGUAUCUGCUGUAGCAUCACAAUGGGAGAGGACUGGGAAGCCUUUCAACCCGCUGCUGGGAGAGACUUAUGAGCUGAUCAGAGAGGACUUGGGUUUCAGGUGGAUGUCUGAGCAAGUGAGCCACCACCCUCCUGUCAGUGCCUUCCAUGCUGAGGGCUUGAAGGAGGACUUCCUCUUCCAUGGCUCCAUCUAUCCCAAGCUCAAAUUUUGGGGAAAGAGCGUAGAAGCCGAGCCCAAAGGGAUCAUCACUCUUGAGCUGCCUAAGUAUAAUGAAGCGUACACCUGGACUAACCCGACCUGCUGUGUCCACAACAUCAUUGUCGGCCAGCUUUGGAUCGAGCAGUAUGGAAAUGUGGAAGUGCUAAAUCACAAGACCGGGGAGAGAUGCUGCCUGACGUUCAAGCCCUGUGGCCUCUUUGGCAAAGAGCUUCAUAAAGUGGAGGGCUAUAUCCAAGACAAGAGCAAAAAGAAACUCUGCGCAAUCUAUGGCAAAUGGACUGAAAGCUUGUAUAUGGUUGACCCUGCCACCUUCGACGCCCACAAGAAGGCCGACAAGAAGAACGCUGAGGAAAAGAAAGGCCGCAAACAGAGCAGUGUGGAUGAGGAGCCAGAGGAGAUGCCUCCCCCUGACACAGAGACUGUCCAAGUGAUCCCAGGCAGCGAGCUCAUAUGGAGGAUAGCCCCUCGACCAGAGAACUCAGCCCAGUUCUACGCUUUCUCCACAUUUGCCAUGCAGCUGAAUGAGCUGGAGGCGGGUAUGGAGACAGCCAUCCCUUCCACAGACUGUCGGCUCAGACCCGACAUUCAUGCCAUGGAGAAUGGAGAUAUAGAUCUGGCAAGUGCAGAGAAAAAGAGGUUGGAGGAAAAACAGAGAAUGGCCAGGAAAAAUCGUUCCAAAUCAAGUGAUGAAUGGAAAAUAAGGAACCCUGCGCUUGGCCCAAGGUGGUUUCACCAGGGACCCAAUCCCUACAACAAAGCUCAGGACUGGCUCUACUCAGCAGGCUACUGGGACAGAAACUACGCUCACCAGCCCGACAUCUACUAA
Lampris incognitus (smalleye Pacific opah) is the source of this 2919-nucleotide messenger RNA. Its product is annotated as oxysterol-binding protein-related protein 1-like. The record is from RefSeq and is a predicted model, not a curated record. The transcript is spliced from 28 exons. Gene Ontology annotation, cellular component: membrane; intracellular membrane-bounded organelle; cytosol. NCBI's taxonomy places the organism in Eukaryota, Metazoa, Chordata, Actinopteri, Lampriformes, Lampridae. Gene Ontology annotation, molecular function: protein binding; cholesterol binding.